Molecule: messenger RNA, 1092 nt
Organism: Macroventuria anomochaeta
Lineage: Eukaryota; Fungi; Ascomycota; Dothideomycetes; Pleosporales; Didymellaceae
Exons: 2
Coding region: 225-953 (242 amino acids)
Source: RefSeq, a predicted model, not a curated record
AUAUGUUGCUGCUUGUUGUCGCACCCGACGAUGCGCUGGUCAUGAUCACCUAACGCUUGGCGUCGUUCAAGGCUGGAGUUUGCAUGUGGCAGCUGAAGACCUCAGUAGCCUAACUGUAGUCUUUCCCUCCACCAACCAUCGCGCUCGAUGAAAGUUGCGCAGCCAUAUUGCACGAAUCUUCUAGCUAUUCAACGCUCGAUCUAAACGCCUCACCAAUCUCGGUCAUGGCGUUCAAGCGGGACCGCGUGAAACCCACGGCCUACCCCUUCCUCCCUUUCCACGCCAUCCGCAGCGCCCAGCUCGUCUCGUCGCUCAUAGUCGCAUCGAUUAUGUCGUACUUUCUGCGCGAACUCUCCGCGAACAACUACUCUCUUCCUUGGACGUUCAUACUGCUCCUAGCAGUCUCCGCGCUCACGUCCCUCUCCCUCGCCCUCACGAUAGUCCUGCACAUCCGGCACGGUCUGAACCCCUACCUGAACCUGGUGCUCAACGGGUCGCUGGCCGUCCUCUGGGCAGUCUCCUUUGCGCUGCUUGCGUGGUGGUCGUCUAGCACUUUGGCGUCUGCAUGCGCCGUGGAAAACUGGGAGUCUGGACUGGGUGUGAGUGUGUGUCGCGCAUACAAAGCGCUAUUUAGUUUCGCGUUACUGGGGCUGGUGGGCACGCUGGCGGCGCUGGGGUUGGAUGUGCAUGUGCAGCGGAGCAGUACUAGGGAGGGGAGGUUUCAGAGUUUGGCGAUGGAGAGUGGGAAGACGCGGAGAGCGCAGCUAGAAGCGGAUGAUGGCGUUGACGAUGGAAUUUGGGAUACCAAUCCGAAUCCAGCUGCUCUGCGGGAUGCAAGGACAAGGGGAGGAGAGGGGUAUGCACUGCCGGAGGAGCAAUUCGGCUAUGAGGAUACGGGGUAUGCGGGGGCUGGGGGACAGGUGGGGAGGCGGAGUGUGGAGGAGCGGUUGUAAGAUGCAUGACCAGACAAAUAAGUCUAAUAUCGUUUCACGUGUACGGAGAGUGGUGCUCCAAACGCCGCCCAAUGUAUCUAUGGCAGAAGCCGGGUAUCAUGUAAGCUCAAAAAAUGUCAUCCAUAUUCACAUCCUGUCC